UGAAACGUCGUCGUUUCGGUCUCCUUUAUAGUCACCAGCUUCUCUAGCUUCUUUCUUUGGGGUUUUUAUAUCAUAAAGUAUUAACUCUUUCGCUUCACUUCGCCGCCGCAACGCUGCAACCUAACAGUGACACGCUCCAAAUCCAAUGGCUUCGGAGAAGAAACUGUCGAACCCAAUGAGGGAGAUAAAGGUGCAGAAGCUCGUCCUCAAUAUCUCCGUUGGUGAGAGUGGAGAUCGUCUCACCAGAGCCGCCAAGGUGUUGGAACAACUUAGUGGCCAAACCCCAGUCUUUUCCAAAGCAAGGUACACUGUUCGUUCCUUUGGGAUUAGAAGAAAUGAGAAGAUUGCGUGCUAUGUGACUGUCAGAGGUGACAAGGCAAUGCAACUUUUGGAGAGUGGUUUGAAGGUGAAGGAAUAUGAACUUCUGAGAAGGAACUUCAGUGAUACUGGCUGUUUUGGCUUUGGUAUUCAGGAGCAUAUUGAUUUGGGAAUCAAGUAUGAUCCUUCAACUGGUAUUUAUGGAAUGGAUUUCUUUGUUGUUCUGGAGCGUCCUGGAUACCGUGUGGGACGUCGCCGAAGAUGCAAGUCCCGUGUUGGAAUUCAGCACCGUGUUACAAAGGAGGAUGCUAUGAAGUGGUUCCAGGUGAAAUAUGAGGGAGUGAUCCUCAACAAGUCUCAGGCAAUUGUUGGUUAGACCAGUUAACUUUAGGAGUGUGUUAUCAGUUUUGUCAACAGUAUUUUAAUCUUUGUGGGAUAGUAUCUUAAUUUGGAGGCAGAUUUUGAAUCAAUGUCAUUUCAGUUUUGUGAAGAAGCACAUGGAUUAACAAUAGCCCUGUUAAACGACUUUUUUAUUGCAAAGAAUUUGUGAACCUUCGUUAUUCAA
Messenger RNA from Cajanus cajan (pigeon pea), 883 nucleotides. RefSeq names its product large ribosomal subunit protein uL5. Gene Ontology annotation, cellular component: ribosome. Lineage: Eukaryota; Viridiplantae; Streptophyta; Magnoliopsida; Fabales; Fabaceae. The record is from RefSeq and is a predicted model, not a curated record. Gene Ontology annotation, biological process: translation. Gene Ontology annotation, molecular function: structural constituent of ribosome.